Messenger RNA from Thelazia callipaeda (thelaziosis nematode), 945 nucleotides. NCBI's taxonomy places the organism in Eukaryota, Metazoa, Nematoda, Chromadorea, Rhabditida, Thelaziidae. The record is from the annotation of a GenBank genome assembly.
AUGGAAGAACAUUGUCCAAAAUGUGAUAGAUAUAGAUCUGGUAACAUCGAAAAUACCCACGACUACGAAGAGCAUCGAGUGAUCGGAAAGGGUGCUUAUGGGGUGGUUUAUUUGGUAACUCACAUUCCCAGCAAUGUUCAGUAUGCGUUGAAAAAGAUGGUUGUACGUGUAACAGAAGAUGGCAUACCUCAAAGUAUUAUACGUGAGAUUUCAGCUUUACGAGCACUGCAUUAUUUGGACCAUCCAAAUAUAGUCAAACUUCAAGACGUCUUUCAUGGACAGAUUAAAAAUGGUGAAAUGUGCUUGAGUGUUGUGUAUGAGAAAUGUGAUUGGGAUUUGUAUGAAUUUCUGCGUACCAUUCCCCGGGAUAUGGGUGAUCAUCAGUGUCGGUUUAUUGCAAAACAGAUUUUAAUGGGAUUGGACUUUCUACAUUCAAAUCAUGUAAUACAUCGGGAUCUAAAACCGCAAAAUAUAUUAAUCAAUCGUGACCAAUCAAUAAAAAUAGCUGAUUUUGGUCUAGCUCGUUAUUAUUCAAUGCAAUCAUCCUUCACGACGCUGGUGAAAUAUUUUACGUCUCAUCCGGAACUCUUGCUGCAAUGCUCUUAUAACUGUAGUGUAGAUGUUUGGGCAGCCGGAUGUAUCAUUGCAGAGUUAUAUUCUCGUCAGCCCCUUUUUCCAGCUCAAACUGAAGUUCAGCAACUCAGUAUUAUUUUUCAGAAACUAGGAACACCUCCUUCUAAUGAAUGGCCCCAAAAUGCGGUUAUUGAACGUUCAUCUUAUCCUUCUUAUCCAGGCCAGCCUAUGCGGAGGAUCGCUCCAAAAUUGCCGCUGGAUGCAUCAAGACUUGUAAAAAAAAUGUUAUCAUUUUUGCCAGAAUCAAGACCUUCAUGUGCAGAAGCACUGCGUGCUGAUUACUUUCGUCAGAAACUUGGUCAAAUUAUAUAA